This is a messenger RNA of Paramacrobiotus metropolitanus, 1233 nucleotides long. RefSeq names its product neuropeptides B/W receptor type 1-like. The transcript is spliced from 2 exons. The record is from RefSeq and is a predicted model, not a curated record. Gene Ontology annotation, cellular component: membrane; dendrite. Gene Ontology annotation, biological process: chemical synaptic transmission; G protein-coupled receptor signaling pathway, coupled to cyclic nucleotide second messenger. NCBI's taxonomy places the organism in Eukaryota, Metazoa, Tardigrada, Eutardigrada, Parachela, Macrobiotidae. Gene Ontology annotation, molecular function: neurotransmitter receptor activity; G protein-coupled serotonin receptor activity. Bases 1 to 987 code for a protein of 328 amino acids.
AUGUCCAAUUCGUCCAACGUGACCGAACUGCAAUGGAACGGCACCGCCACCUCCCAAGCCGUCUUCUCCGCCGUGACCUUAAUCAUCAACGCCUACGUCCUGUACCUGCUGAUCCGCCACGACAACCUGCGGACCCCGUUCAAUCUCUACCUCAUCAAUCUCCUCAGCGCCAACAUCUUCCUCACCCUACCCGAUCCAUUCCGCGUCAUGAACGCCGUGGAACUGCGCUGGUCCUUCACUUCCUUAGCCUGUAACGUGGUCAUCUACAGCGAUUGGGUGGGCAGCGCCGGGGUCCUGCACGCGCAUCUGCUGAUCACGUUAAACAGAGUGUGGGCGUCCACCUUUCCCAUCUCCUACCGCAAUUAUCACACGUUUAAAAUGGCGGGAUUGUUGUGUAUUUUAAUGUGGGGAUACAGCCACUUAUUGCCGGGUCCGUUGUUGGUUAUUGACUACUUCUAUAACCGACCGAAUAUGGAGAACACUACGGAGUGCUCUGUGGUUAGUGACCAGCAGCCGGGAUAUGCGAAAUUCUUGGAGAUUUGGGUGUACGAUGCACCAGUGUUUUUGAUCUUUUUGUCAUAUCCGUUUUUAUACUGGAAACGGCGCCAACGCGCCAAGGUUUGCGUGGGCCAAGGGCAGGGAUCCACCACCCUCCACGCAGCGUCCAACACUGAAGAGGGCGGAGGGAAGCGAAAGGUCAAGGAUGGGCGGCACGGUUUCUGGGUGCUGACGGCGUUGACCUUGAGUAUCUUCCUCUGCUGGACGCCGACGAAAAUCAACGGGAUUCUCACGGCAUUCUUCGAUAAGGAUCUGCCAGAACUGAAGGAGAUCGGUGACGUGCUGUACUCACUACAGGGAAUUCUAGAUCCGCUGUUGUUUGCCAUUACUAUGCGGGACUUGCGCGAAGCGAUUCUGCGAAGCGUGGGGUUAGACAAAGCGCCUUGUUGUGGGAAAUCUCUUGCCAGGAAGGGAACGGGAAAGUAUUGAUUGCGGUGCCGGUUCGAUGCUGCCGUUGUUAGUGUAGACAAUUGCCCUGUGUACAUGCUUACUUCCUGGUUGUCUCGACAGACAUCACAAUUAUGGUUGCUGUACAUAAAAGGCUCUUUAUGUUUCCAAGAAUUGGAGCGGUCGGAAUAACGUAACGUCACUGCGGCUUGCCUUAUACACGAUGCUGUACAUGCUUUACAUGCAUUACCAAAAAACAUCCUAUUUAUAUUGGCCAUCCUCGCAUGU